Molecule: messenger RNA, 504 nt
Organism: Papaver somniferum (opium poppy)
Lineage: Eukaryota; Viridiplantae; Streptophyta; Magnoliopsida; Ranunculales; Papaveraceae
Product: ribonuclease HI-like
Exons: 1
Coding region: 1-504 (167 amino acids)
Molecular function (GO): RNA-DNA hybrid ribonuclease activity; nucleic acid binding
Source: RefSeq, a predicted model, not a curated record
AUGUGGAAUAAUGACAAUGAUAACCAUGUAAUUCUCUUCUUUGAUCUGGGAACAAGGAAAAUUAAAUUUCAAUGCAUCAAACCUUGCUUCUGGAUACCACCAAGUGUUGGUUGUGUUAUGUUUUGUUGUGAUGGAGCAAUCAUUGGCAAUCCAGGAGCUGCUGGUUUUGGUGUAGUAAUAAGAGAUCACUUGAGUCAAGUCUUAGGAGUUAUUAUAGGGGGAAUUGGCAUUUCUACUAAUUACAUAGCAGAAGUGUAUGCAAUCAUUGGAGCAGUUGAAUUAGCUAUUGAAUGGAAGUUGCAGAACAUAAUUCUUAACUCAGAUUCCAAAACAGUUAUAACAGAAUUUGCAGAAAACAAGAUGCCAUGGUUUGUAAAGAUGAGAUGGCUAAAGGAAGUAAGUAAAAUCCAGUCAAUAACAUUCUGGCACAAUUUAAGGGAAGUUAAAUAUGCAGCAGAUACAGCUGCAAAAAGAGGUAUUAAAUUGGCAGCAGGUCAGAGGUAA